Molecule: messenger RNA, 3453 nt
Organism: Toxorhynchites rutilus septentrionalis
Lineage: Eukaryota; Metazoa; Arthropoda; Insecta; Diptera; Culicidae
Exons: 5
Coding region: 1211-1843 (210 amino acids)
Source: RefSeq, a predicted model, not a curated record
AGCGAGCGUAUUAAAAAGCACUUGCUUUGGCAUUGUUUGGGGUUCCGGGUCAUCCUCACUUGCUGGUAUUAGUAGAGGCCCCGGCGAGGUGCACACGUACUUAGAGCUCUUAGUGCUUUAUUUUGUGUUUUUUUCUUUUCGUAUUCCGCGGGCGCAUAUGUUUACGGCAGUUUAAUUUUGAGUUUGAUUCAGUGCACAAGUGCGAUGUGAAGCGGAGUUCGGUUCUUUUUGGAGAUUGAUUGUCAUUGCUACAUGUGCGGCUCAUAUCGACCGUAUGUUUGUGGCGAACAAAAAUAUCUCUUCCGUUUAUAAUUCGCACAGUACAAACAAGUGAUAAGGAUUCCACGCGCGAUCUGCCUUCUGUAGGAGUUCGGCGACUGCAUCAGUCGCUAGUUCCCUAUCGUCGUUCGGAGAGAAUGGAGUAAACAAUGUAGUCCGGAGACUUCAAUUUGAUUUAAUUUGAAACACGCAAACGGAAUUAAUGCGUAUGGCGUAACCGAAAAUCCGCAUCAUUUGAUUUGGUUCAUCUAUCUAGAGUGUUGUUUGCGUACUGCGUGAAGUGAAGCAAAUCGGUGAAAUGUAGUGUAAAUGGAUUUUUUUUACCGCACAAAGUACACUUUCCCAAUUAAGUACAAGUGAAGUGUGAAGCUGGCCUCGGUUGUUUCUGAUGAUUCACAGUUUAAACCACUCCGGUAUUUUGUUCGAUCAAGAAUUCUAGGAGCACCUUCAAGAUUUGAAAGUUGGAAUUUUUUUCUACCUGCGUUGCUAGGGCCAAACACCCGCGCUCGCGCUGUUGAGUAAACGCGGCAAUUACGAUCGCUGACCGUCACCGGAAGUGACUCGAGUCCCAUCCCAGUGUCAGUGGCAGUUACCAUGAGGCUGCUCAGCGAAACAGAAGAAGAGACCAAAUUUGACAUCCGAAUCGAUCGCACAUAGAGUUGAGCGUUCGCUGUGGGUUUUUUUGCUGCGUGGAGAAAACGUGAGACGCCGCUUCUUUGGAUUUUAAUUAACGUGGAGAAAAGUGAAAGAACACGUUAUCAGAUUGUUUGUUCCCCUCUGUGAUUAAUUUGAUGUAAACAAGUGAAGCAGCGAAGAUCAAAGAAGCUGAAUGCGUGUGGCGUGUGCAAUAAGCGAAAAUUCGGGGCGAUUGUUUGUGUGAUGUGUUUUGGGAAAAUUGGGAGUUGAGUUUGGGAUAUAUUUUCGCGCCAAGAUGAGUGCUGUUAUCAAUAGUAAUAAUAAUAAUAAUGGCAUCGCGACUAAUAACAACGAGACGCAAACGCCGGAGGUUCAAGUUACUGUGAAGGAUUUACCUAUUACGUUUAAGGUUAAAUAUUUAGGUAAUCAACACGCAAGAGGAUUAUGGGGAAUCAAGCAUACGAGACGACCUGUCGAUAAUCUAGUCAGUGCAGCCAAAAGCCUUCCACCAAAUAAAAUUCUUCCGUUCUGCAAUCUGACGGUUUCUCUCGACGGCGUACGGAUGGAAACGAUCACCUCCAAGCAGAACGCAGUGACCAAUUUCACGAUCGAUACAAUCUCCUACGGUGUGCAGGACCUUGUCUACACCAGGGUUUUCGCGAUGAUCGUAGUCAAAGAGAAUUACAACCUGAAGGACGAGAACCCCUUCGAGGUGCACGCUUUCGUGUGUGACAGUCGCGCCAUGGCCCGCAAGCUCACCUUUGCACUCGCUGCAUCAUUCCAGGAUUACUCUAAGCGGGUGAAAGAAUCCGAGGAGCAACAUACGGGUAAUGCAAGUGGAAAGCCGUUUCGGAAAAAGUUUGCUAUCGAUCUGCGAACACCAGAGGAAAUCCAGCAGGAUAUCACAGAACAGGAGACGGAGGCGUGAUUUCAGUUGAACUAUUUUUAUUGUUUUUGUUGUGGUUAUAUCCAUUUGUUGGAUACAAUUGGUCCGAGAGUAAUGCUAAUAGUACACUAAAUAUGUUGGAAAAUCAAAUGAUCGAAUGUGUCUGAGGCUAGCAGAUUGAUUCUAGCUUGCUUGAAUUGAUAUCUGAAUUAAGGACGUUAAGUUAUAUGGCUUUUUCGGUCAAAUAGUGUACUGAAGACUGUAUUGUCAAUCAUGAGUACAUUAUUUGUCUUUUUCGUAUGUGUUGUGACUGAUAAAAAGAAAUCGAAAGCUGCAAGAUGUAUUCUGGCUCAAAGCUAGGCAAACUAGAACAGAAUUAUUUUUUCGCAAUGGUUUAAUUUAAAAAAUGUAUAAGGUGGGAUGUUACUUGUACAUAAGAGAUGUUGAAUCUGUUACCUAUGUCAAAGAGCUAUUUGUCAAUACAGUGGAACCUCGAUUAUCCGCGAGUGGAUGAUGCGAGGUGCGGAUUAUGCGUGACAGCGAAUUUCGUUGUAAAUCCAUAAACCUUCCCGGAAUUUGUCAGUGAGUGAUAGGCUCAUGUACUUUUUUAGUGGUCAUGGCUUUCAUCUUAUCUGACCACUGGUGUACACCACCUUCUAAAUGGAUAGUUUAAUGAUUUCUGUAUUGAUAAAACAUGGUACUCAUGCUGAAAUAUCUCUUUUUCGUGUUUAGAACUCAUUUUAGCCAUUUAUUUCAUUAUCUGCGAUUUUCGUUAUUCGCGGUGAGCUAGCCAGACUAUUUCGCGGAUAAUCGGGGUUCUACGGUAUACUUCAUUCUGAUAUACCUCGUGACAGUCGGAUUGGAACACAUAUCGGUUUCUUCACAUUUUCCUACUUCCUACUUAAUGAUCAACUCUCAACAAUAUAAGUGUCAAUACGUAUGAAUUUCAUCCAGGCUGAAUUUGGCUACUGACAGUUUCGUUUUAUUUAAUUUGAAUGAUAAAAAAAUAGUAUCAUUUCAAAAGAGAAUUUUCCGUUGCAAGAACAAAAUGAUUACUAAAUUUGGACUGGAUUUAAUCGAUGCACAAAACGUAUGUGUGUUGUUCAAAAACUUUAACACGGUCUUCUACAAUUAAAUGCUUUCCUAUGUAUAAUUAAAAAAUAAAUUACGAAUGAUUGUUUUUAAUGUGAACCUUUCCAACGAGCAAAAAUCGGAAAUUGAUUAAUCGACUGUCUAUGAGUAUUUUCUCAUUCGGAAUUUGCGAAUAGUAUUCCCGACAGCUAAAUACUUUUAGGAUUGACCCACAUAUUGUGAAUAUCGUCAAACGAUUCCGAGAAACGAGAAAUGGGUACGAAUUGAUAUAAGACAAUGCGUGACCAUAAUUGACGAUAUAGUCUUCAUUAGUUUGAUAGUGUUGUGACUAGUCCUCUAACUUUUACAAAAAAAAAACCAUAUGCAUCCCAACGUAGAGAGAUAAAAAGCAGGAAACAAUACCAAAACAGUUUUAUCAACAAAAUAGUUUUAAUGCCAGAAUCACCUGUUUAUUACUAUUUAAGGGGGGAAAUAUAGACUAGGCGAUAAGACUCCCUAAUAUGGAAAUAUAAAAUGAACAUAGUUUGAAGUGUGCCGCGUGUGUUGACGCACUAUUUGUA